AAAAGGGUGUGGUGGUGGGCUAUCUUUUCCUUUCCAUACAAGGACAAAUUUUUUGAUAAACGUGAUAGAGAGAGGCAUCAAAGACAAACCAUAGAAAAAGAGAGAGAGAAGGUUAGAGAGGUUUUUUUGUAAACUUACAAACACAACAUUUUGUUGAUUUAAUUUACACACUUAAGUGCAAAAGAAUUGAAUUGAAUUCAAAGUAGUAAAGUAGAGAGAGUAUAGUACUCUUUUCACACAAACAUGUUUGAUGGAGUUCCAGACCAAUUCCACCAAUUCAUAACUCCAAGAACAUCUUCAUCAUCAUUACCACUUCAUUUACCUUUCCCUCUUUCAACACCAAAUAAUAACACUUUUCCUACUUUUGAUCCUUAUAAUCAACAAUUACCACUCCAAGUUCAACCUAAUAAUCUUUUGCACCCAUUACACCAUCAUAAAAAUGAUGAACACAAGCAACAAAACAAUACUACUUCUACUCCUUCAAUGAAUAACUUCCAAAUUGAUGAAAGAGAUCAAAGACAAAUACUACCUCAACUUAUUGAUCCUUGGACUAAUGAUGAAGUUCUUGCUCUUUUGAAGAUCAGAUCCAGCAUGGAAAAUUGGUUCCCAGAUUUCACUUGGGAACAUGUCUCAAGGAAGCUAGAAGAAGUUGGUUAUAAACGUAGUGCAGAAAAAUGUAAGGAGAAAUUUGAAGAAGAAAGUAGAUUCUUCAACAACAUUAAUAAUAAUCAGAAUCAGAAUCAAAAUCAAAAUCCGAAUAAUUUCGGUAAGAAUUUCCGGUUUGUUACGGAGCUUGAAGAGCUUUAUCAAGGUGGUGGUGAGAAUAAUAGUAAUCAAGUUGGGACUCAGAAGCCAAACAACGUACAAGACAAAAUGGAUCGUGGUGAGGAUUCAAGAAACGACGAUGUUUUAGUGACGAAGAAAAGCGAAGAUGAGGUGUUUGAUAAAAGUACUACAAAUGAAGAGAGGAAGAGGAAGAGAGGUGAUAAUAGAUUUGAAGUGUUUAAGGGUUUUUGUGAGAGUGUUGUGAAGAAAAUGAUGGAUCAACAAGAGGAAAUGCAUAAUAAGCUUAUUGAAGAUAUGAUUAAAAGAGAUGAAGAGAAGUUUAGUAGAGAAGAAGCUUGGAAGAAACAAGAGAUGGAGAAGAUGAACAAAGAGCUUGAAUUGAUGGCACAAGAACAAGCUAUUGCUGGUGAUAGACAAGCCAAUAUAAUUCAAUUCUUGAACAAAUUCACAACAAGUACUAAUUCUUCUACUUCUCUAGCUUUAAUUGCAUCUUCAAUUCAAACCUUUGGAAUUGGAAAACAAGACAAAUCUAAGGUAACAUCUAAUUCUUCUACAUUGCACUCACAAAACCCUAAUCUUGAAAAUCAUGACAAAACUCUUCAACCAAACCCUGAAAACCCUAACUCAGGCAAUCCUUCUUCUACUACUAUUAUUACUACUACUACUACUACUACUGCUUUGGCGAUUACGCCACACAAGAACAACGCUAUUUCUUCGUAUAGCGGUGAGAAAGAGGAUAUAGGGAGAAGAUGGCCAAAAGAUGAAGUAUUGGCAUUGAUAAACUUGAGGUGCAAUACCAACAAUGAAGAAAAGGAAGGAAACAACAUCAACAACAAAGCACCACUUUGGGAGAGAAUAUCACAAGGAAUGUUGGAAUUAGGAUACAAGAGAAGUGCAAAGAGAUGCAAAGAGAAAUGGGAAAAUAUAAACAAGUACUUUAGAAAAACAAAAGAUGCUAAUAGGAAAAGAUCACUUGAUUCAAGAACUUGUCCUUAUUUUCAUCUAUUGAGUAAUCUUUAUAACCAAGGUAAACUUGUUCUUCAAUCUGAUCAAAAGCAAGAAACCAAUAAUAAUAACAUGAAUGUGGCAGAAGAAAAUGUUCAAGAACAAACUCCUCCACAAGAUGAAAAACAAGGUGGUGAGUGUUCUCAAGUGGGGCCUGCAUUUGCUGGUGAUUUUACUAUGUAAGCAGGUUCAUCAUGGAGGUGAGAAAACUUUUGUGCAUGUACUUUCUUUGGAUUUUGAUGAUCAGUUUUCAUUUUCAUUGAUUUGUAGAUUUUCAAUGACAUAUAAUAAGUCCAACUUCAUUUAUAUUUUUUCUUGCAUCAA
Messenger RNA from Trifolium pratense (red clover), 2115 nucleotides. Its product is annotated as trihelix transcription factor GTL2-like. The coding region runs from base 244 to 1974 and encodes 576 amino acids. The transcript is spliced from 2 exons. The record is from RefSeq and is a predicted model, not a curated record. NCBI's taxonomy places the organism in Eukaryota, Viridiplantae, Streptophyta, Magnoliopsida, Fabales, Fabaceae.